CUACAGCAAGUGGCGCUGUGAUCGUAGUUCAGUAGCGACCAAGCAGGCGCGGAGCUGGUAGGUACUGCGCUGUCCAGCAGUUUAGUGCUGAACUGAGUAGCAUCCGUUCAGUUUAAGGGCUGAGCCCCGGAGCGCUGGUGAGGAAAGGUAUCUGCUACCGCGCACACAUCAAAGCAACGAGAACACCUCGUCGGCGCCGUUACCCACAGGAGUCCAAUUCACCAGUUAAGCACACACAACGUUUUGCUGUUUUUACCAAAGAAGAGCAGAGCAAGCUGGCAGAAUUGGUGAGAGAAAAGACACCAUUGCACAUGUUAAAAAACAGCCGCCAGUAAGCUCACCAUAAAAAGCAUCCCCUAUGAUGCAGAUGGAAGCAUUGGGAGCCUUUUGUUGUCUGAAGUCUAUAUCCCGCAGGUAACUCUGGAAGCCAAGCAAGAGCCAUGUAUGAUGGAGCAAUGGUGCCCUCUCCGCAGGAGAACACCAAUGGCUUUGCUCAGGCAAGUGCAUCUACAAACCGACCCAAACAAGAGGAGGAGCCCAGGAAAGCAGAGCCCGUAUUAGUGAAAAAGGCCCACCGAGAAAUCCUGGAUCAUGAAAGAAAGAGGAGGGUAGAGCUCAAAUGUAUGGAGCUGCAAGAAAUGAUGGAAGAGCAAGGAUAUUCAGAAGAAGAGAUCCGGCAGAAGGUUGGCACAUUUCGGCAAAUGCUUAUGGAGAAAGAAGGAGUGAUUACCAGGGAGGAUUCACAUGGCCACCCAAUCUCCAAUCACUUGCCUUAUGAAAAUGAAAAUAUGGGCCUUGAAGAGGGAUACAUGCAAGAAUGUGAUUGUCAUGCUGAUUGCUAUGACAGGGACCACCGAGAUUACAGAAUCAGAUCCAGUAGCUCCCCUUCACCUCCACCCAAAAAGAAGAAGAAAAAGAAAUGCAGUCGCAGGAGAAGUCGUUUUGACCGCUCCUCCUUGUCCCGGAAAGAGAAAAAAAAGAAGAAUGGCAAGAAGCACAAACGAGACAGGUCUGCUUCAGGUUCCAGAAAGAAACGAAGAUAUAGAUCUGGAAGCCCAAAGAACAAACACAAAAGCAAGAACAAACAAAGAAAAAGAUCCCCUGCUGAAUCACCUGGAGUAAGGUCCCACCGCCGAGGGAGUUGCUGUAGCUCACGCAGUGCCUCAAUGUCUUCACUGGGUAGCCCUUUGAAAUCACCAAGCAGACUUACCCCUAAGCACACUGAUGAGGAACAAAAGGUAUACCACACUCCUUCCAGUUGUAGCAAGUCUCCCUCUCCAAUGCGUGGUAGCAGAUCUUCAACUCCCUGGCAGAAUGGACACCGAGACAGUACAAAGAAUGGCCAGGAGAAUAGUGGAAAUGAGAUCAUCAGAGAGAAGACUCGAGAUACGGUAAAAUCAUUGUCUGCCUCUCCAAGGGUACAGUCCAAACUAGCUUCUGCUCAACCAGGCUCAAAAGACAGCAAAGUUCAGAAGCUUUCAACCAGAAUUCCAGGAGCUGUGUCACCUUCAGUCAGAGAUGGCUCUUCGGAUGAUGAGAAACAAAUGAGAAGGAGAAGGUCCAGGUCUACAACAUCUAGCAAACGAAAUAGUCGGCAGAAAGCAUCAGGCGCCGUACACCAAGAGACUACAAGCCAUACCGGCUGCAGCAGCGACUCUGGGCAUUCGCACCACAGCACUUGCCAAAAAAAUAAAAGCUUACAUGUUCGAAAAACAAAGAAUUUUCAUGAAGGUGAAAAGCAUCACCGAGGUAGAGUAAAUAGUCGAAAGAAGAGCUUAUCUUUGUCACCAGUUAAGCAUGAGAAACACAGUAGACACAACUCAGAAAGAAAAAAGAGCUCUUCUCGCAGCCUUCGUCACCGAAGCAGUACUUGGAGCAGCCGAUCUCCUUCCCGAUCACACUCCCGUUCCCGUGAAUGGAGGAGCAAAUCCAGAUCCCCCCAUUCUAGACAAAAUGAGUCCAGGGAAAAAGACAGUGAUGCAAGAACACAUCACACAGAUACAGAGGCUAGAGCUCGGAGGCGUUCCAGAAGUUAUUCCCCAAUUAGGAAGCGGAGACGUGACUCUCCAAGUUUCAUGGAGCCAAGAAGGAUUACCAGUGCCCGUAAGAGACCCAUUCCAUAUUAUAGGCCCAGCCCAACAUCACCCAGCUCCUUGAGUAGUUACUCUUCCUCUAGUCGGAGUCGAAGCCGCAGCUAUGGCAGUUAUAGCACCUACUCUCGCAGCAGGACUUCGAGCCGCAGUCGCAGCAGAAGCCGUUCAAGGACACAAAGCCGCAACCGCAGUCACAGUUACUACAGCAGGAGUAGCUCCGAGAGCACUGAGUUCUAGUCCUUUAACUGUUUCGUUGGUACAGUGCACCACAGAAUUGACCUUCUUUUUUUCUUUGCUCUUGCAUUUUUUUUUUUUUUUUUUUUGCAGUGAUGGUUAAAAAAAGGUUCAUCAGGAGUUGGACUUUUGCAAAAGCUUUUUUUCAUUUUGUUUUUUCAAGUGUCUCAUCCACACUUUUUCAUUGAGCCAAACUUGCACAUAAUUUUCAAAAUGUAAAAAAAAAAAAUGGACAAUGGCACAAGUAUUUAUGACAUAAAAACGUGAACUUUUUGAGAUCUUGUAACAAAUCAUUGAGUACUGAGAUCAAAAUGAGACUUUUUUAGACCUUGCAAAUGGAGCACAGUGAUCAAAUCUGUUCAGUGCCUGUACAAAAUGCAGUCCAUGGUGGAUUGAUCAAAACACAUCAGAGCACCACCAGUAAUCUCAUCAGCAGGCCGUAGAGAGCAUUUUACUUUCAUUCUGUGAAUCAAUACUAAUGUGCACAAACUUACACAUGACGGUAAAUAUUUCCAGAAAAUAGACACAAAACAAGAUAUUAAAAGAGAUAAAAUAUUACAUUUCCAGUGGUCAGCUCCUAAUUAAAAAAAAAAAAAUGCUGUUUUCAAAGGAAUACUUUUUUUACACAUUCUGGAUCAAGAAGGAAAAGAAGAUUGUAAAAAAGUUAUGGAAUAUGGCUCUUGAAAGAUGCCUGAGUGAACUCUUCUGGUUGUAAACUAUGCACUGUAAAUACAGUUUUUUUGUUUGUUUGUUUUUAAUUUUUUGUGAACAUUCUGCAUGAUGUACCCCAUGGAAAGAAGAAAAUGUCUGAGAAUGAACGCAGCACAUCACCCCAUUUGUCUUCAGUAGUUUUACACCUGUUAAGGACUAACAAGCAUCCUUAGAAAGACAUUUUUUUCUUGUUACUUACUGCACUCUAUUUAUGUGUUUUUGGGUUGACGUGCUCUGUCAUUGUUUUAUCGCCUAAUAUCACCUGCUCUUCUAACUGAGAUGAUUCAACUUUCAUACAACUAAUUCUCUCUCUAAUAAUCAUCUCAUCUCCUCAUCUCAGACCACUUUUCCUGGAGAGGGUCACAGUAGUCAACCUAGACUUUCCUGUCCCCAGCCACAGAUUCCAGCUCUUCCGGGGGAAUUCCCAGCAUUCCAAGCCAGCCAAGAAAUAUAAUCUGCAACCAAUAAUAGCUAAUUAGAGUUAAAUGCUCCAACUGAUGGUUAUCGACUUGGAAAAUGUAUAUAAUCAAUAUGCUCACAAAAUCUACCAAGUCAGAAAGGAUUUUACAGAGAAGAGCAGCCAGAAAAAAAGGUGUGAAGAAAACAAUUUCAAUACAAAAGGAGUAAUAAAUUGUAGAUCAGGAAAGCAGAGUGUUUAGUAAGUAUUUUACAAGGAUGAGUUAAAUGUUAGAAAUGCCAGCUCAAACUGGGCUGUAGACCAACGUCAUUCAAGUCAUGUAGCAUCGUUGUAAUGUAUAGGUUUCUGUCUCUAAAUGUGAAAAUGUGAUAAGGGAUCAAAGCCAAAGGAAAAAAUGUACUCUUGGGUGCAUCGAGCAGUGUCCGCAGGGCCAAAAUGGGUCGAUCUUCCCUUGUUUAUUAGCAGAUGGAGGAGAGCACAGGGGACUAGUUCCAAAUCAAAAUUGCUUGCUACUCUUCCCCUUUUGUGCAGAAAAUGUAACAAGCUAAGGCCAUACAGUAUUUAUGGUGAGAGAGAAAAACGCAAAUUCAGCUUUCAGUUGCAUUAUGUUUAUUUUGCACUUUUCUUUACGAGGACAGAGUGUUGUUUACACACUUACAAAUGUCCCCUUUUUAACACAAGAAUACUAUUCAUAGAUAUGUGAACGUUGUUUUUAGAGAAUUCUUUAUGUUUUGAAAGUGGGUGGACCAUUUGACUAAGUCAGAGCACAAUGAAACAUGUUUCAGAACUCAACAUAACUCCAGUCUUUGUCUCGCAUCCAAUAAAUGUGCAGGUUACAUUUAUUGGUAGCUUUAAACUGGCACCAUAUGAGUUAAUGUACAUGGAAUAGACUGGAAUUCUGCCCAGGGCUAAAACCUUUCAUGAGCCCAACAAUAGCCACUAAAACCCCACAAUGGAUAUUUCAUAAAAUAAUGAUCUACCCAUCCAUUAUCCAACCUGCUAUAUCCUAACUACAAGGUCACGGGGGUCUGCUGGAGCCAAUCCCAGCCAA
Polypterus senegalus (gray bichir) is the source of this 4507-nucleotide messenger RNA. It is a transcript of the gene srrm3, whose product is annotated as serine/arginine repetitive matrix 3. The coding region runs from base 441 to 2330 and encodes 629 amino acids. Gene Ontology annotation, molecular function: mRNA binding. The transcript is spliced from 17 exons. The record is from RefSeq and is a predicted model, not a curated record. NCBI's taxonomy places the organism in Eukaryota, Metazoa, Chordata, Cladistia, Polypteriformes, Polypteridae.